Messenger RNA from Lampris incognitus (smalleye Pacific opah), 830 nucleotides. RefSeq names its product mediator complex subunit 28 (gene med28). The record is from RefSeq and is a predicted model, not a curated record. Bases 1 to 546 code for a protein of 181 amino acids. The transcript has 4 exons. Gene Ontology annotation, cellular component: mediator complex. Lineage: Eukaryota; Metazoa; Chordata; Actinopteri; Lampriformes; Lampridae.
AUGGCGUCGUCCAUGAGCGGUAUGUUUCCCGGACAACAAGCGCCUGGUGGUCAUCCCGUCGGAGGUCCCGGAGGACCGGGCCAGCCCGGUUUACUACCUGGCGCCGGUAACAGGGGCCAGGGUGCCAAUACAUUAGUGGACGAUUUGGAGGCCUCCUUUGAGGCUUGCUUUGCGUCACUGGUAAGCCAAGACUACGUCAAUGGGACGGACCAGGAAGAGAUCCGAACUGGUGUGGACCAGUGCAUCCAAAAGUUUCUGGAUGUGGCUAGACAGACCGAGUGUUUCUUCUUACAGAAAAGGCUUCAAUUAUCUGUACAGAAACCAGAACAGGUGGUCAAAGAGGAUGUGUCUGAGUUGCGCAAUGAGCUACAGAGGAAGGAAGUGCUGGUUCAGAAACAUCUGUCCAAGUUGCACCACUGGCAACAAGUGCUUGAGGAUGUCAGUGUUCAGCAUCGCAAACCAACGGACCUGCCCCCUCCUGGACCACUAGCCUUUUUAGAGCAGGCUUCUGCUAGUCUGCCUCCUGCCCCUUUAAAGCCCAACUAGAACAGUCACCCACAAACUUGCAGUGUUCACUGUCAAGUUUUGAGGAUGUUGAACAACAGUGCAGCGGCUCUACUCUUCGGAGCUGUGCUUAGUGCUCAGCCAAAUCAUCACAUAAAACGUUGAAUUUUAUUUCAAGUUUGUUUCUUUUCUUUCUUUUUGUACUUGUAAAUAUUUUUCUAUUACCAGCUUAAAAAGAAAAUAAAAUUUUGUAAAACUUUUGGAUCAGACUUGGCUAAGAAUCUGGCUCGCAUUUUUUCCUAAUGUGGUUUAUCACUAUAUAAAAU